AUGUCUUGCAAUAUUUCCUCUUUUUCCACAUGCUUUCGAGAGGAAGCUGAAGAAAAUCGAAAUUAUUGCACAAGCGAGGAGAGGAAACCUGAGACAUUUGCACAGAAAUGGCCCAUUAUGAUUUCGAUAUUGCUGAAGAGCGUAUGGAAAGCAGUUAUUAUAGUUGAUUGGUCUCUAAUGAGUAUACGGAAAGCUGAAGAUUAUAGCAAAUAG
Messenger RNA from Clunio marinus, 213 nucleotides. Lineage: Eukaryota; Metazoa; Arthropoda; Insecta; Diptera; Chironomidae. The record is from the annotation of a GenBank genome assembly.